AUGGAAAAUUCAGAUAUGUAUAGGCACAUACAGGAGAAACUGCACAUUCCAGAAGAUAAAGCAUGCAUCAUUUUGGAAGGGGAAGGCAGAGAAGUUACUACAAUUACGUACAGUGAUCACCAACAAACAGAUACAACUGCAACCUUUUCUUCCUUUCCCAACAAUAUUGUUGCAUCUGGAAUCAGCUUCCAGAACUCGCUUUAUCUCUCAGAUCAAUCAGAAUUGGAGCGAAACAUAAAUGUAAAACCAGCAUUGGCUGCAAUAAUAUAUGGCGACAAAUCAGCAUUUUUGGAUUGUGGCUUCUUGGGUUUUCAAGAUGCACUUUGA
Molecule: messenger RNA, 327 nt
Organism: Prosopis cineraria
Lineage: Eukaryota; Viridiplantae; Streptophyta; Magnoliopsida; Fabales; Fabaceae
Product: putative pectinesterase 10
Exons: 3
Coding region: 1-327 (108 amino acids)
Biological process (GO): cell wall modification
Molecular function (GO): pectinesterase activity
Source: RefSeq, a predicted model, not a curated record